This is a messenger RNA of Conger conger (European conger), 2424 nucleotides long. RefSeq names its product nuclear cap binding subunit 3 (gene ncbp3). Gene Ontology annotation, cellular component: cytosol; nucleus. The record is from RefSeq and is a predicted model, not a curated record. Lineage: Eukaryota; Metazoa; Chordata; Actinopteri; Anguilliformes; Congridae. The transcript has 13 exons. The coding region runs from base 265 to 2394 and encodes 709 amino acids. Gene Ontology annotation, molecular function: mRNA binding; RNA 7-methylguanosine cap binding.
UCUACAUGUCUACCUAAUAAAGUAAUAGAGUGUAUGUAACCAAUGCGAUAUGGUACAAGCAUACGGCAACUACCUGGCUUGCUAGCUAAAUGGACAAAUUUAAGAUGAUUUAUUGCGAAGUAGGCCUAUUUGCCCUUUACAGCACAUGGCCAGUGUUCGGCACUGUUGCUUGUAAAGCGGACAUCCUGUCACUCGCUGCUUCAGUGUGCUGUGUAGGCUGUAGCCGCUUACCCCGGGUUAUAUGUGUGUGUGAGAGAAGCUGCUAUGGCGGCAGUACGCAACCUCCGCGUUUCUGUGAAACCAGAGAGUGGGUCAGAUCGCUCAGAAUCAGAUUCUGAAUCAGAUUCUGACAGAGAUCCCCGCGAACCAGAGCCUAUGGAGGUGGAAGAGGGGGAACUCGAGUUGGAGGACAUUCCGAUCCGCCGGUCUCUAAAGGAACUGUUACCGGAUACCAGUCGUCGGUAUGAAAACAAAGCCGGGACUUUCAUUACAGGAAUCGACGUAACUUCUAAGGAGGCAGUGGAGAAGAAGGAGAAGAGAGCCAGGCGGUUCCAUUUUCGUGCUGAGGACAACCUGGCUCAGAGGAACGUGGUGCUAGACCGAGAGAUGCUGAGCAAAGCGAUCCCAACGAUACGUCUGGAGGCCCUGUACCUUUGUGGGGUGGAUGACAUGAGCACGCAGGAUGUUUUUGGCUUUUUCAAGGAGUACCCCCCAGCGCAUAUUGAAUGGAUUGAUGACACUUCCUGCAACGUGGUGUGGCUUGAUGAUGUCACCUCCUCCCGAGCUCUGAUCAAUAUCAGCGGUAUGCCGGACCCGGCCGUCGCCACCCCAGGGACAGACGACGCCAAAGAGACCAGCCCGCCCGCCCAGGAGAGCAGAGGUUUGUCCAGGAGGGAACAUGGCUCAGAGGAUGACGAAGAUGAAGAGGAGGACGGGGAGGUGGUUGAUGAUCAGGAAGGCACGAAAGCAGAGAAGAGCAGCGAAGAGAGCGAAGGAAAAGCCAGCGAGAGUGAGGAUGAGGGGGUGAAGAAGACUGCGCCAGAGAGCACAGAGCUGGACUCUUUGUCCGAGGUGGAGAGAGAGUCACUCUUGCGCAAUGACCUUCGACCUACGACCAAGGAGUUCAAGGGAAGGAAUCUCUUCCUCAGGUUUGCUACUCGGGAUGAUAAGAAGGAGCUGGGAGCGGCCAGGCGGAGUCGGUACUACAUGAAGUACGGCAACCCCAACUACGGCGGGAUGAAAGGCAUACUAAGCAACUCCUGGAAACGCAGAUAUCACACACGGAGGAUCCAACGCGACGUCCUGAAAACCAAGAAGCCUCUGAUCGGGGACAGUAUGGGCCACACCCCACCGUACACACACAGGCACUCUGACCUGGUGAACCUUCCUGAAGAGCCAAUAGAGGAGGAGGAGGAGGAAGAGGAGGAGGAGGAGGAAGAGGGGGAAGACAUGGAUUCGGAGGACAGGGUGGUGGAGUACCGUGAGGAGCGAGAGAAAGGGGAGAAGGACAGAGACAGGGAGCGGGACAGGGAGCGGGACCGGGAGCGGGGCAGGGAUCGAGAUGGCGGCCUACGCAGUGUGGGCAGUCUGCGGAGGCAUGGCUCUACUUCCGGCUCCUCGGACUCUGACGAAAUGGACUAUGACCUGGAGCUGAAGAUGAUCUCCACGCCCUCGCCCAAGAAGAGCAUGAAGAUGACCAUGUACGCCGACGAGGUGGAGUCCAACCUCAAGACCAUACGGAAUUCGGUCCGUGGGGAGGGCGGGUCUAGCAGCAGCGUGAGGAACCGGAUUGGAGGAGGGGCUGGGGGCGGGGCCGGGGGCGGCAGCGCCAAAGCGGCGGUGGAGAAGGUGACGGACGUGAGGCAGCUUCUGGAGGAGAAGCGGCAGGGCCUGUCACAGCAGCAGCAGCAAUGUCCGCAGCCCUACGUCAACGCGGCGGGGAGGACAGAUGUUCGGAAGCGGUUGGGGAAGAGGCCGCACUCCCCCGAGGGCCGCCGGUCCACCUCGCCGGGGCCCCCCCGGGCCCCCACCCCUCGCCGCGAGCCCCUGACCAACGUGCACAGCCGGCUGGGGGUGCCCAAGCAGGAGGCCCACAGCCUCCACUCCCAGAGCCCCAAAGAGAAGAAGAGCGGCGGGCUGUGGAGCAGGCUCGGCUCCUCGCAGAUGGACAAAGUCCCUGAGAGGAAGGCUGAGAGCAGGAGCCCGGGCAAGGCCAAAGGCUCGAAGGAGGCGCCCGAGGAGGAAGACUCCGAGCUGCAGAAGGUGUGGGGCGCCAUGAUCAAGGAGAAGGAGCAGCAGUCGCACAAGAUGAAGAAGAGCCGCCUGGACAACCUGCCGUCCCUGCAGAUCGAGAUCAGCCGCGACAGCAGCAACGGCUCCGACAGCGACUCCUGAGGGGCGGGCCGAGGAGGACGGUGCAGUCGG